UCUUUAUCUUCUGCCAGAAGCCACAUAGCUGGCUGCAGUUCCUCCUGGCCAGCACCAUGGCUAAGACCCUUAGUGAUCAUUUGCUGAACACCCUGGAGGAGCUCGUGCCCUAUGACUUUGAGAAGUUUAAGUUCAGCCUGCAAAACACCAGCCUGGACAAGGGUCUUUCCAGGAUCCCUCGGGGCCAAGUGAAGAUGGCCAGGCCGGUAAAGCUGGCCAACCUUCUACUCAGCUAUUAUGGGGAAGAGUACGCUGUAAGGCUGACCGUGCAGGUCCUGCGGGCCACCAAUCAGCGCCUUCUAGCAGAGGAGCUUCGCAAGGCCACAGGCCCAGAACAUUUGAGUGAAGAAAAUAGAAUUGAUGGUUUUGUCCAGUUUUCUGGAGAGAAUAAGCCCAAGAGUGUGAAAGGACCAGAUGUCCUGGAAGGUGAUGGAACAAGGCAGAGUGGUGAUGGAAAGGACAGCCUGCCGCCCAGCCAGUCUGAAGUGGGGAAGGGACCCCAGAAGAAGUCUGUGGUGAAAAGGAGGGAACAGAGGGGCUCUGAGAGCCUGGGCUCACAGACCAAGCCAGGGUUUAGGAGCUCAGCACCACUCCACAGGAAAAGCUCCACCACCCAGACCCCAGGGGACAAGGAGAGCAGUGCAAGCGCCCAGCUCCGCAGGAAUGCCAGCUCGGCGGGAAGGCUGCAGGGACUCGGCAGCAACAGCUCAGGGAGGAGAGAGAGCAAGAAAGCUGAAGUGUAUUUGCCUUCAGGAAGGAAGCGACCCAAAAGUCUUGAAAUUGCCACUUAUUCAAGAGAAGGAGAACCCCCAAAUUCAGAAGCCGUGCUGACUCAGGAGGAAACAAGUAAUGGGAGACCACACUCAGCUGUCAUUCCCACGAGCACAGCCGCCCUGAGUGGAAGUGCUCCUGGGGCCCUAGAAAAGGGCGCAGGGAAUCCAGAACAUUCCACGAUCCCUGGUGAAGAAACAUUCAGGAACAUGCCUUUCAAAAUAUCAGUGAUUGGAGAGGAGCAAUGCACUGCAUGCUGGAAGGAAGAUGGAACCGGGAGUCCACGGACUGUGGGGGAGAUGGCUGGCAGCACACCCCAUGACUCCUGCAACCCAGAAGUGUGUUUGUCACACUGUGAAAAACCAGCCCAAACUCCAGAAGGCCCAGCACCCUUAGGACCAACAGCGUGUAGAGGAAGGUCACAGGACAAGGCUGCAUGUCCACUUUGCCACACCCAGGAAGGAGACCUGCGUGGCAGUACCUUGGUGCAAAGUUUCUGUAGCUGCUCCAUCGCUCCUGGGGAUCCCAAGGCCUCGGGCAGAUGCUCCCCCGUGUGCCCCCAGUGCCAGCAUCCACUCGCCAGCAAGAGCUGUGGAGCCCAGAGCCCCCAGCUCCUGCCACAGUGCCCGCGUCACAUGAAGCAGGUGCAGCUGCUCUUCUGUGAGGACCACAGGGAGCCCAUCUGCCUCAUCUGCCGGCUGAGUCAGGAGCAUCAAGGCCAUCGAGUGCGUCCCAUCGAGGAAGCUGCACUGGAGUACAAGGAGCAAAUUCAGCAGCAGCUGGAGCGUCUGAGGGAGCUGAGGGGAAGUGUGGAGGAACACAGACGACAGGGAGACAAGAAGACAGAGAACGCCCUGGGCAGAGGGGUGGCCACGUGUUGUUGCAUCCCGGUGCUGACGGUAGGGAGGUCUAAGAAACAAACAGAAACCCAGACGCAGAGGGCUUCGUGUCAGCUUGAGAAGCUGUACCAGUUCCUGGAGCAGCAAGAGCAACUCUUUGUGACCUGGCUACAAGAGCUAGGCCAGACCAUCAGCAAGGUCCGAGAGACCUGUGACACCCGGGUUUCCCAGGACAUUGCCCUCCUGGAUGAGCUGAUUGGAGAACUGGAGGCCAAGCAAGACCAGCCAGAAUGGAAACUCCUGCAGGACAUUGGAGUCACCUUGCACAGGGCUGAGAGGAUAACUGUCUCUGAGCUGCUGGCUACCCCUGCAGAUGUUAAACAACAGAUCCACCUGCUCUACCAGAAAUCAAAGUCUGUGGAGAAGAACAUGCAGCGUUUCUCAGAAACACUGCGCUGUGAAAUGGAAGCACUCAGUAUUGCAGAGGCAGCACAGUGGGGAGAACACUGCUCUAGCACAACAGAGGCCCAGGGCCUGAUCCUAAAAUGCAAUGCUGGAGACACACAGAAAUACAAUAUAGUUCUUUAUUCACAAGUGGAAGCUGGAGGACCAGAGCCUCAGGAUCACCUUCAGCUUGAGCCCGCUCAAGGCACACCUGAGACCCUUUCUCAUAAAAAAAGAAAACGGAAAUCUUUACUGAACUUGAAAGCUUUAUUUUCCCAGAACUGAUUGGUGCUUAGGAACAUGGAGGUAAGGCAGCUGCUCACGCCAACAUCACCUCCUCCGAUCAUCUGGAGAGGGUGAGACUUGGAAACAAGUUGUGCCUGCUGCCCGACAGUGUCCAAAGAUCCUCAAGUCACAUCACCGUGCUGGAUGCUCCCAGCUUUGACUCCGCUGCCACAGCUGGGAGGCGGAGUGUGGGAACAAGACAGUUCACCAGGAACAUGCAAAGCGCUGGCAAGCCGCAAGGGAGUGGAACCCUGCAGAGAACGGCUACUGGGUGGUAGUGAUGGCCAAGCAACGGGGAUCCACUUCUCCAACCUGUGAGGGAGGGAACCCUCGAGCUGGUGGGCGUCUUCCCGGACUACACAGCCAGCAGCAUUCCCUUCAGCUGGAUCCCACAGCUGCGUGUUCGCCAGCUUCUCUUCCCCCAGGUCCCUUCAACCUGUCUUUAACCUUGGGGCACGUGAUGAAGGGAAGAACAAGGCUCUCUGACCAUCAGUCCAGUCAGUGACCAGAGACCCAUUGGCUGCUCAGCACUGGACCUCCAUUCUGGCCCCUGGUCUUGUAUCGUGCAUUCAUGCGCUCAGAAGCCAUUAACAGGGGGUCAGCUGACAUAGGGGAUGUAAUGACUGACUAAUAAAAUAACAUCAGGCUGUGGUGGUGUAUGCCUGGGAGGCUGAGGCAGGGUGCCACCUGUGAGGACCACGGUUUGUGUCUAGCCUGGUGGACUUCAGUCACUCUGACUGUGGUCCAGCCUCCACACAAACAAACAAAGUAAUACUAGCACCUGUCUUAGUUACAACUCUGAUUGCUGUAAUAAAAGCAACUUGGGGAGGAUGCAUUCAUUCUGACUUGUAGUUCAAGGGUCUGCAUCGUGGCAAAGCAGCCACAAUGGCAGACGGUCAUGUGUGCAUCAACCAUCAAGAGGCAGAGAGGGAGGAACUUCCAAAGCCCAUCUUUCCUCUGUUAUGCAGUUCAGGACUCGAACCCAGGGAAUGCUGCCACCUACACUUACCAGGUGGCUCUUCCGGCCUUGGCUAACCUACUCAAGACACUCUCACAGACACGCCCAGGGGCCUGUCCCACGGGUGACUCUGAAUCUUGCCCAGUUGGCAACAUUAGCCAUCACAGUCCCCGCGAAGCAUCCGAAUCCCAACAGAGGUACUGGAAGUCUGGCAAUGCCAUCAGAAGAGGAAGUGCAUGGCUAUUGCGUAAUCUGCAUGAAUCAGAACUCUCAGAUGUUCCUGAGACGGAAGCCGCCACUUCAUUUUCCCUUCCCAGGCCACGAAAAUGUCCAUCAUUCUGUCUGCCCUGGUCUUGAGGACACAUAAAACCUACAGAAAAUAAAUAGAAGCAGGUUCCAAGAGGGGCACUCUCUCCCCAUCUCUUUUGUCCUCGCUCUUAAUGAAGCACCGCUCUGGUUUGAAAGGCACCACCACACUUAGCUCUCCAUAUCAUGUAUUGUAUCUCCACUGCUCUCCCUCUUGUUUGGAGGCCCAAUUGUGGCCUUGAGACCCUUAUAUGCUAAUAAAUCUGACACCUGAAGAGAAUCAUGUAUCAGCUUCCUUUCAGGCAGACCCUGCCAUUCUUAUCAUUAAAAAUACUGUUUUGUAAAUCGCUUUUUAAUUUAUUCUAUUUAUUGCUUGUGUUGUAUAUUACCAUAUUAACAUAUAAUGAUUCAACCAUAGCUAUGAAGACAGGCUGCGUGUAUAUGUAUUUUACUGGGUAACUAUUACAUUUGUGUGUGUGGCUUUCUGUGUAUACAGUUGUACAUGUAUGUGUGUGUUACAUGUGGAGAGCAGAGAUCAGCCUCAGGGAAUUCCUCAUAUGCUGUCUUUGUUUGUUUGUUUUGGUUUUUUGCACAGGGUCCUUCACUGGCCUGAGACUGGCUAAGGAGACUAGGAAGGCUGGCCUGCGAGCUCCAGGGAGUCCUCCUAUCUGUACCUCCCCAGCUCUGGGAUUAUGCCUGGCUUUCACACACGCAUGCGUGCACGCACACACACACACUCACAUUUUCUCCUGCCCACUCAUUUUUGUAUGCUAACUUUUAUGUGUAAGCAGAUACCUUCCAAAAAAUUUUGCAGCCACAGUUUUCAUACUCUAUUUUAAAUGAGUUGACUAUUAUUAGUGUUGACAUGCUUAAAAAUAAUAAUAAUAAUAAAAAAAACUUGCCUAACCUCUA
Messenger RNA from Meriones unguiculatus (Mongolian gerbil), 4515 nucleotides. RefSeq names its product MEFV innate immunity regulator, pyrin (gene Mefv). The record is from RefSeq and is a predicted model, not a curated record. Lineage: Eukaryota; Metazoa; Chordata; Mammalia; Rodentia; Muridae. The coding region runs from base 57 to 2339 and encodes 760 amino acids. Gene Ontology annotation, molecular function: zinc ion binding. The transcript is spliced from 11 exons.